Linderina pennispora is the source of this 1080-nucleotide messenger RNA. RefSeq lists its product as uncharacterized. The transcript has a single exon. The record is from RefSeq and is a predicted model, not a curated record. Gene Ontology annotation, molecular function: hydrolase activity. NCBI's taxonomy places the organism in Eukaryota, Fungi, Kickxellomycota, Kickxellomycetes, Kickxellales, Kickxellaceae. Bases 1 to 1080 code for a protein of 359 amino acids.
AUGUCCGAUUGCCCCCUUACUGACGACGCAAUCCACCAGUUGAAUGUGUCGGAGUUCGCUGCUAAAGCCCGACAGAACGAUAUACCGCAUGCUACAAUACCUGCUGAAGUCGGGUUCUAUAUAGAAUCAAGCUUUGCUGUAGCCGACAUUAACAUUGACCCAUCAAAAUUUGCGGGGAUUGGUGGUGUUGCUGAAAGGAGACUCGUCGAGCUGAUGCAAAAGGACAGGACCGACACUGAGCGCCCUCGAGUGCUAUUUGAGCUGAUUGUUCCUAAUCUGGCACACACUGAGCAGGCAGACCAUGGCAUCCGGCUACAGGAUCUGCUGGAGGUCCGGCCAACACACAAGCGCGAGCGCAUUGUGCUGUAUCUCCACGGUGGAGGGUACAUAUACGGAUCACCUGCAUCACACCGGGGGCAUGUGGCGAAGAUUUCAGCAAUGACGGGCAUGCGCGCAGUGGCGAUUGACUACCGACUCUCGCCACUCAACAUGUUCCCAGCACAGCUCCUUGACGCACUCUACUCGUAUCUUUUUCUGCUCGACCAGGGAUUCCAGCAAGAGAACAUUAUCUUAGCGGGUGAGAGCUCAGGCGGAAAUCUGGUUUUGGUCUUGGCACUGCUGCUGCGCCAUCUAGGCAUAGGUAAUUUGCGUGGUACUGUGCUUAUCUCGCCAUGGCCAGAGCUGUCUUGCACUAGCCGUAGUGCUGUAGAAAACGAGGAUUUCGACUAUUUGACCUUUCCAAAUGUCGAGUUCCCUGAGAACCCAGGCCGUAUGUUCUACGCGCCUGGACAUAGGCUUACUGAGGAUUUAAUCGCUGAGCUGCGUCACCCGCUGGUAUCGCCUUUAUACGGUGACUUCUCUGACUUUCCGCCAACCUUAAUCCAAGCGGGUACCAGGGAACGUCUCUAUGAUGAUAUCGCCAAACUAUACGAGAAAAUGUCAGCUCAGAACACCCACGAAACAGCUAACAUCGUUUUCGAGGCCUAUGACGACAUGAUUCAUGUAUUCCAGCAGUUCGAGGAGGCACCCGAUACGGAAAUCGCUUAUGCAAGUAUUGGAAAGUUUAUAAGAUCUCUUUGA